Molecule: messenger RNA, 1617 nt
Organism: Naegleria lovaniensis
Lineage: Eukaryota; Heterolobosea; Eutetramitea; Acrasida; Naegleriidae
Exons: 3
Coding region: 1-1617 (538 amino acids)
Biological process (GO): proteolysis
Cellular component (GO): cytoplasm
Molecular function (GO): metalloaminopeptidase activity; manganese ion binding
Source: RefSeq, a predicted model, not a curated record
AUGUCCACUUCCUCUUCCACUCCAUUCAAUGUUCUAAUUGUCGGUGUCUUUGGCACGGACGGUAAGCUUUCAAGAUCAGCACAACGUAUGAUUGCUUCCAAAUUCCAAAGCAAUAAAUUCUUGCAAGGAAAUUCAUGGGUCGGACAGACAAGAUCAGUAGAUGUUUCUCUUUUCAAUUCGGUUGAUGAUGUUUUUGAACAAGGCUUUGCUUUGAGAGAUUCCAUUCAGAGAGUUGUUUUUGUUGGAUUGGCCAAGAAGGAACAAAAGCCAGAAGAGAAUCCUGUUGCUAUGGGUGUUAUUACUCAAUACAGUGCUCAAGCUGUUGGUGAUGCAGAGUUUGUUCAAGUUGGAAAGAGCGUCCGAGCAGAAAUCACUAAAAUCGUCGAAUCUUUGAAGAAGGAAAAGAAGGACGAGAAUGUUGUUUUCUAUUUUGACGAUUUCCAAGAUCAUGCUCAAGCUGUUGCUGAGGGUGCUGCUUUGGGUGCUUGGAAGUUUGAUUUGAAUUAUGAAAAGUUCUUGCAACCAAUCUUUGGAAAGGACGGAUUCCUCUUGAACUCGAUCAAGCUUGUUCCUGGAUUGGGAGAACAGAACGAGAAGGAUUUCAAGACUGGUACUGUUACCGGUGCAUAUCAAUUGUUCUCACGAUACUUGAUUGAAUUGCCUGCCAAUUACUUGACACCUAUCAAGUAUACCGAGUUGAUUAAGUUGAAGGUUGAAAAAUUUACGUUGUUUGCCUCACCUGAAGCUGUCUCUAGCAAGUUCAAGAUCAAUGUCUAUGAUGAAGAUUGGGCCAAGCAAAAGGGAAUGGGUUCAUUCUUGAGUGUGACAGCAGGAACAGAAGCUCCAGCAAGAGUUUUGGAAUUGAUCUAUGUCAAUGACAAGUCCAAGAAGGAGGAUGAAUUUGAAAUUGCUCUCCUUGGUAAAGGUAUUACUUUUGACAGUGGAGGCAUCUCAUUGAAGCCAGGUGAAGGAAUGAAGGAAAUGAAGGGAGACAUGGGUGGUUCAUCAUGUGCCAUCUGCUCUACUUUGGCAGCUUUGGAAUUGGAUCUUCCACUCAAUAUUAUUACUGUUGCAAUGCUCUGUGAGAACAUGCCAAGUGGAAUCGCAACCAAACCUGGUGAUGUCGUCACUGCCAUGAACGGUAAGACCAUUGAGGUUGACAAUACUGAUGCUGAAGGCCGUUUAAUUUUAGCUGAUGGUUUGUGCUAUUUGAGCGAUAAAAAGCCACAAACUCUCAUUGACAUGGCAACCUUAACAGGUGCUGUCAUUAUUGCACUCAGCCAUGUGACUGCAGCAGUUUUCAGUAAUUCAACGCCAUUGGUCGAGGAAUUGGAAAAGGCAAGCUUCCAAACCAGCGAUUAUUUGUGGAGAUUACCAAUCUUUAGAGAAGAUUAUUUGGAACAAAUGAAAUCCGAUGUAUCCGAUUAUAACAAUAUUGGUGGUAGACCAGGAGGUUCUUGCACAGCUGCUACCUUCCUUAGUGAAUUUGUUGACUUCUCUAAGGUGAAACAAUGGGCUCACCUUGAUAUUGCUGCUGUCACCAAGACCAAGGUCGGUUAUACUGGAAGACCAACUCGUGCUGUUAUUGAAUUCUUGCAACAACGUGCAAGAAAGUAA